This is a messenger RNA of Ceraceosorus guamensis, 2171 nucleotides long. Its product is annotated as Clavaminate synthase-like protein. The coding region runs from base 75 to 1856 and encodes 593 amino acids. Gene Ontology annotation, cellular component: mitochondrion. Gene Ontology annotation, biological process: carnitine biosynthetic process. Gene Ontology annotation, molecular function: oxidoreductase activity. The record is from RefSeq and is a predicted model, not a curated record. Lineage: Eukaryota; Fungi; Basidiomycota; Exobasidiomycetes; Ceraceosorales; Ceraceosoraceae. The transcript is spliced from 5 exons.
CACUCUGCGCAGCUGCACGAGAGGACUACUUCCAUCACUGACCGACGCUUCACAAAGCGCUUUCUGUUGGCAUGAUGACCAGUCUCUUCCCCUCAACGCGUCUUUUGCGAUCGAGCGGAGUAGCACCCUUGCGCGCUCGACUGUUCGAGCAGAGCUCAAAGAGAACCACUGGAUGCUCUCGAGCAGCCUGUCACACAAAGUCCCUCUCGACCACAUCGAGCGCCAAACAGCAACGCUCCACGCCGCGCUCUACAAUCUCGCCUUCGACUCUUCCACCCUCGCAUGGCGUUCAAGGCGACCCUGCGCUCAGGCCUCCUCUAGCAAAGCACACUACGCUCUACGACUCGGACCUGGACGCGACCAUCGUCAUUCAUCCGGACACGGUGUCCAUCGUGUCCCCAAGCAAUCGUAUACACCGUCCAUUCCACUUUGACCAUGUCUGGUUGAGGGACGCUUGCACAGAGCAAGGUGCGAGUCUGCAGCUGGGUAGCGGCCAGAAAGUGUUUCACACCAGCGAUGUACCCAUCCCGCAGUAUGGCUUCGGUCUGUUGGACGCGAAUGUCACACCGCGACUUGUGGAUGCGCCCAAUGGCAGAUCAUUGGAAUUGACCUUUGAGAUGUCGCACGGCGUGCUGAAUGCCUUUUCAGCGACCUUUGCCGCUCCCGCUCCUCCUCCCACUCUACCCAGCACUCCCCACGUUAGCCGGAUUCCUAUCGCGCUUCUGCUCGACCACGCCUCGCCUCAACGCUACGCCGCAAGCCACUUCGACAUUGGUGCCGUCGCGUCAUCCUGGGAAGGAGCGGAUCUGACAGCGUUCCCCAGCUCUUCUCCACCUCUUUCAGCCUCCGAGGAGAAGUCGAGCAGGUUUGACCGGCAAGCAGCGACAUCGCGACCAGCUCGCGUGGACUGGACCACUCUCAAUCCCCACAAUGCGGUGAACGACUUCGCUGUGGACCAGGUGAAUGCGCACAGAGCUCUGGCAGAAGCUCUCAUGAGGGAUGGGUUGGCUUUCGUCACCGGCUUGCCUAUCGACACUACGGGAUCUCAGCCUAGAGCUGAUGGCGACUCUUGCUCACUCGCCCGCUUGGCAGAGACGCUGGGCGAGAUCAGACAUACCUUCUACGGUCCGCUGUGGGACGUGCGGUCGCUAGGAUCCGGGUCUCGCAACAUUGCCUAUACCAACGUCGAUUUGGGCUUCCAUAUGGACCUAUGCUACUUUCAAAAUCCUCCUCGCUUUCAAUUCUUGCACAUGCUCAAGUGCAAGGUGAGAGGAGGAGAAAGCAUCUUUGUGGAUGCGUACAAAGUUGCCGAGUACAUGUGGCAGCAUCACCGCGAACUUUGGCAGGUUCUCGCAGAGGUACCUGUGGGAUUUCACUACAACAACGACGGCUAUCACUACCGUUACACGCACCCUACCUUUGAGGUGGCUGGUCCAACAUCUGGUCACUGGGGUCCGGCAGACAGCUCAAGUGACGAGCGCAUGCCGCGCCUAACCGCGGUCAAUUAUUCUCCGCCGUUUCAAUCGCCGCUCCCACUCACUACGCCACGAAUGCAAUCUCCAGCAGAGAGACGCAAAUUCUACGAGGCGCUCAAGACGUUCGCCGAUCUGACGCACGAUCCCAAGUUCAAGUAUGAGCGCAUGCUGGGAGAGGGAGAAUGCGUCAUUUUUGAUAACAGAAGGGUUCUACAUUCCAGGAAAGGAUUCGAAUGGGACGAAAAGGAGGAAGAGGAGGGUGGGCAAGUCAAGAGGUGGCUGAAGGGCUGCUACGUGGAUGGCGACGCCAUCUGGAGCAAAUACCGGGUACUUGUGGCUCAAGCAAGAGCCUCUGCGGGCAGUGCUGCUUCGAUGCAAUAGAGGGCAUGAAGUGAAGCAGCCAGGUCGUAGUUUGGAAGACCUUGGUCUUCCCGGCCGACGACAGUAUGAGCCCCGGGCGUGAUCUCCUGAUUUGAAUGUCAGGGAAUUUGGGAAGCUGCGCGAAGCGACAGUCACGAGUAUCCGAAUGAGCGGCCUACCAAUGAUGUUUCACUGCGCUUCCCUAGCGCAACAAAUUGUCCACUUUCUCGCGUUUCUUCGCGGAUGCUCUUGGCAUGAUCGCGUCGAAUGCCUCGAUGUCCGCGGGUCGGUCGUGACUGUGAAUCGCGGAUGAAGUCUUGGAGCCUUGAGUUACGC